AUGGCGGCAUAUGCAGCCUUGGAAUUUCUUGAUGGUUAUAAGUCCCCUGUUGCUGACGGAGAUGAAGCUGAUCCGCUGGAGAUGCGUAUCGCAGAUGCCACUUAUGCGGCUGAAGAUGCUAUCGAAUCUCAUAUUGUGGACAUGAUUCAACUGGGUAGAUCUACUUCCAACGAAGUCAGUUUCUUCUAUGAAGAUCUACAACAAGUGAUAGAAGAAAUGAAUGUAAUUAAGAACGAAGCCAUGGAGAUUGCAGCCGAAGCUCAGCUGCAAAGAAAGGUCUCCUUGACUCAUGCUGGCUCCUUGACAUCCUCUUCCAAUGUGAAGGAAAGAAUGAUGGUGGGCUUUGAUGACGUGCAACUUCAACUCUUGGAUUGGCUCACUGGAGGGAACUGUAAACGCCAAAUCAUCCCUAUUGUAGGGAUGGGCGGGAUUGGUAAGACCACUCUUGCCAGACAUAUAUUUGAGCAUGCCCUUGUUAAGGAGCAUUUUGAUAUUCGUGCGUGGACUAUAAUUUCUCAAACUUAUAAUGUUAGAGAAACACUUAGUCAAGUUCUUCACCAAGUAACUGGAAAUUUGGGUAGUGAUCUGUCUGAGGAAGAUUUAGGAGAAAAAUUGUACAAGUAUUUAUUGUGUAGGAGCAGUCGUAACAACUUGGCUACUGAGUUGACAAACUCCAACAGCAUUGAUAUGAGAUUUUUAGAUGAUGUUAGUAGCUGGAGUUUGUUCUCCAAAACUGUAUUUGGGGGUGAGGGUUUUCCUCUUCAACUCAAGGAAAUCGGAAAGAAAAUCAUGGGGAAGUGUAAGGGACUUCCUUUGUCGAUUGUUGUGAUUGGGGGUUUUUUGGCGAAGUCCGAACUUACACUGGAAUACUGGGAGCACAUAGAGGAAAACUUAAGCUCAAUAGUGAAUUCUGAGAAUGAUGAAUAUUGCUUGAGAGUACUAAAACUGAGUUAUGACCAUUUGCCUGCCUAUCUGAAGCCUUGUUUUUUGUACAUGGGGAUGUUUGGGGAAGAUGAGAAAAUUAGGGUCGCAGAACUCAUGAGGCUAUGGGUUUCUGAAGCCUUUCUUAAACCAAUAAUCAAUAAAAGCUUGGAAACAAUUGCCAAUGAGUAUCUGAAGGAGCUAGUCGAUAGAAACCUCAUUCUAGUUCAUGAGUUGGGUAAACUUGGGAAUAUUAAGUUCUGCAGAAUGCAUGAUUUACUGAGGGAUCUAUCAUUUCAAGAAGCUGAAAAACAGAGGUUUUAUUAUGUGUUAGGGCAACAUUGUCCUCGAGGGAUAAAUAGCCAACGCCGCAUUGUUAUUCCCAGAAGCACUUUAGAUAAGACAGUCAGGGAUGCCUUGCAAUUGUUAUUCACUCGUUCUUUCAUAUGUCAUUACGUUACAGUUCCUCAAUUGCUAGAUUUUAGAUUUUUGAGGACAUUGACUACAUAUAAGUGUAUUGGUGAGUAUUCAGAAGAAAAUGUGUUUCAAUCGGUGAACUUGAGGUAUCUUUCGGUUGCAGUACUUCGUGAGGGGUUCCAAAUCCCUUCUUCAAUUAGUCUGCUCUGGAAUCUACACACACUAAUUGUUCUUUCUUUGCGUGAACAUACUGCACCAGUAGAAAUUUGGAACAUGCAUCAGCUUAAGCAUAUCGAGUUCGCUGGUGGAGGAAUGUAUCUCCCAGAUCCUCCGAGCGGUCAUAGCGAUGAUAUUGUUAUCAUGGAGAAUCUGGAGACGCUCAAAGAAGUGGUUGAUUUCAACUUGAAUGAAGGAGUGGUCAAGAGAAUUCCCAAUAUCAAGAAACUGUAUAUAAGAUACAAGGAUAAAGUAAUGGACAGAGUGAAGUGCCUCAGCUAUCUUCAAUGUCUGAGUAAGCUGGAAAGCUUGAGGUGCUUUAUUGAAGAUGGAGGUGUUGAGUAUCUGCAGAGUAUUAGCUUCAAUUCCCGCACUCACUCAAGAAGCUGUAUAUUCGAUGCGAAAACUUCCAUUUGGAGGAAAUUCUGGAAAAGAUAG
Salvia miltiorrhiza (redroot sage) is the source of this 1992-nucleotide messenger RNA. RefSeq names its product putative late blight resistance protein homolog R1B-14. Gene Ontology annotation, molecular function: ADP binding. Bases 1 to 1992 code for a protein of 663 amino acids. The record is from RefSeq and is a predicted model, not a curated record. The transcript is spliced from 3 exons. Lineage: Eukaryota; Viridiplantae; Streptophyta; Magnoliopsida; Lamiales; Lamiaceae. Gene Ontology annotation, biological process: defense response to other organism.